CAUUACAAACCCCAUCCCUCCCCCACAUCUUCUCUCUCUCCCCUCCUCUGAAUUUUCUACUUUCGCCAUUUCUGCUCUCUCUCUCUCUCUCUCUACACAAAAGCUCCAAAAUUUGCUAUCGAACUCUCUCCGAUCCUCAGACAGUAUCGUUUGCCGCCUUCUUCCCUCGAACUUCCCUGCCCUCGCACUCUCUGAGCAUGCACUGUUCUAGGGUUCCGAUGAAUCCUUAAGUUCCGCGGUGGAUUCGUUGACUUUGUGGGUUCCGGAUAAGGAUGGAGCAAUCGGUGUUGGACGGCAUCAUCAGUCGCCUAUUGGAGGUCCGGAACCGUCCGGGCAAGCAGGUUCAGCUGUCGGAAUCGGAGAUCCGGCAGCUCUGCGUGGUCUCCAAGGAGAUUUUCUUGCGGCAGCCCAAUCUUUUGGAGCUCGAAGCUCCCCUUAAGAUAUGCGGUGACAUUCAUGGUCAAUACUCUGAUCUGUUGAGGCUUUUCGAAUAUGGUGGAUUCCCUCCUAAGGCCAAUUACUUAUUUUUGGGGGAUUAUGUCGACCGAGGCAAACAGAGUCUGGAAACGAUAUGUCUACUCCUUGCAUAUAAAAUAAAAUACCCCGAGAACUUCUUUCUCUUGAGAGGGAACCAUGAGUGUGCUUCCAUAAAUCGUAUCUACGGAUUUUACGACGAGUGUAAGAGGAGAUUUAAUGUGCGGUUAUGGAAGACUUUCACUGAUUGCUUUAACUGCCUCCCAGUGGCUGCCUUGAUUGAUGAGAAGAUUCUAUGCAUGCAUGGUGGUCUUUCUCCUGACCUACAAAAAUUGGAUCAAAUUAGGAAUAUGCAACGUCCCACUGAUGUGCCAGACACAGGAUUGCUCUGCGAUCUUCUAUGGUCAGAUCCUAGCAGGGCUGUACAAGGCUGGGGAAUGAACGACAGAGGAGUUUCUUACACUUUUGGUGCGGAUAAGGUGUCGGAGUUCCUUCAGAAGUUUGAUUUGGAUCUUAUUUGCCGAGCCCAUCAGGUUGUCGAGGAUGGAUAUGAGUUCUUUGCUAAUAGGCAGUUAGUGACGAUAUUUUCAGCGCCUAAUUACUGUGGGGAGUUUGAUAAUGCUGGUGCAAUGAUGAGUGUGGAUGAAACCCUAAUGUGCUCCUUCCAAAUUCUAAAGCCGGCAGAUAAGAAGCCAAAGUAUAACUCUGGGGACACAAGUACUGCAAACCUUGGAAAUCCUUCAAGUGGAGUUAAGCCUGCAGAUAAGAAGCCAAAGUACAACUUUGGUGACAUGAGUACUGCCAAGUCCGGGAGUCCUUCAACAGGAGUUAUGUCUCUCAUCGGUGCAAAAUUUUGAGAAGUAGCAUGGAAGAGAGACUCGGCAUCAAGUAUCCCAGGGUGGCACGCAGAAGGAAGGACAAGUUAAAAACUUCUCAAAGAGGGAGGCCGAGGUGAUUUUUAGAUUUCCCGCCGGAUUAAAAAGAAUGCAGGAAAUUGUAAAAGAAAAUAUUUGGGGGUGAAAAAUGAUUCGGAAACUUAUGAAAGAAGAAGAGAUUGUCUGCCUUCAUAUAAUGCCUCGGAUUUAAGUGUAUAGAAGGCUGUUAACUCCUCCAUUUGCUGCAUGUACACUAAAACUGCUCGGUUAGCUGGUAAUUAUCAGAUUGUUGCUGUACAUGUCCAUUGUACAGUCCCUUUUCCGUGUGAGACUGCAGUGAGAACUCGAAUUUCUUGUGGUUGCACAGGGGUUAGCUUAGGGAUUGGUCGCAGAAAUGGAGAAGCUUUGUUCGUGUUCUCUUCUGUGAAGCGUCAAUUUGAUUGUU
This is a messenger RNA of Punica granatum (pomegranate), 1794 nucleotides long. NCBI's taxonomy places the organism in Eukaryota, Viridiplantae, Streptophyta, Magnoliopsida, Myrtales, Lythraceae. The record is from RefSeq and is a predicted model, not a curated record.